AUGGGAGCCGCCGCAUCUGGAGUCAGCACUCAAAUGCAAGCGGAGCAUGAUCCGAAUGCCGCGUUUCCAUGGUGGGUUCGCUUCCUGGCCAAAGGAGUCGCCAUUCUCGGAGGCUUCCUCUCGCUCUUCUUUGGAGUUCUCGGAUUGAUCACGCUCUCGGCGACGUGCAUGGUAGCCAUUCUUCUUCAAAUGACCGCCGGAGCACUCGUCAUUGCGCUCGAAGCACCGUUCUGCUGCCAAUUCGUGGACUUCAUUGAGAAGAUUGCCCGUUUCAGCGAGUCCCGUGCGUUGUGGCACAAAGCCGCCAUCUACGGAAUCAUGGGUCUUAUCCCAAUCUUCCUGUGCAUCGAGCUCAAUACCAUCCUCGGAAGUGGAACCAUCUUUGCUUCAGGUGUCAUUUACGGAUUCAUGGCUCUUGGCAAGAAGGCUGAUCGUAACAACAUGAUGGCCGCUGGAGACCCGGCAUGGAGCCCACAGGUCAACCAAUCCAACAUUCCAUAA
Messenger RNA from Caenorhabditis briggsae, 501 nucleotides. Gene Ontology annotation, cellular component: membrane. The coding region runs from base 1 to 501 and encodes 166 amino acids. Gene Ontology annotation, biological process: vesicle-mediated transport. Lineage: Eukaryota; Metazoa; Nematoda; Chromadorea; Rhabditida; Rhabditidae. The record is from RefSeq and is a predicted model, not a curated record. The transcript is spliced from 4 exons.